This is a messenger RNA of Physella acuta, 3242 nucleotides long. Its product is annotated as HUWE1-associated protein modifying stress responses 1. NCBI's taxonomy places the organism in Eukaryota, Metazoa, Mollusca, Gastropoda, Physidae. The record is from RefSeq and is a predicted model, not a curated record.
GCUGAAGUGUCUUUCCGUUAUAAAAUAAAGGCUGUCAAUAAUACGACGGCUUUCUGUGAAUGUAGCCGUCGUUGAAGACAUAUUUUAUUAGAGAUAGUUAUGUUUAUAGACGUUUAAGGGAUUUUUACUUAUUUUCUCUUUUUAACAAAAAAUGAGCCAAGACGACGGUCAAGAAAGUGACAAGUCACCCGAUCAUUGGUUUUCCAACUUCGAAGAUGAAUGUUUGGAUGAACUGGAAAAUCAAGGAAGAGUCGAGCCUCGGUUACAAUCUGCUGAGGAACACACUGCUCAGCAGCUUUGGUUGGGUUUUCAACAUACAUCCACAGCCAUAGCACAGUUGUAUAAUUUUAAAGAUGCUGCACAUGAUGGCUAUGUUUUGUUGGUCCCUUUUAAUAAAGCUGCAGAAUCACUGACUAAAUUUUACAAAGAUAGUCUUAACAAUGCUAGAGAGUGCCUAAGGCUGGGAGUUCAAAGUGGAAGAAGUAGCCGUGCUCGAGAUAUUGCUGCUUGGGCCAGGAAAAAAAGAAAAUGUAUACACAGAGAUGAACUCUUGGCUUACUUGUGUGGUAAAACUUUACCAUCCCACUCAAAUCAUCAUAGAAAUAGACAAAACAGAAGUAUAGAACGACAGUUGCCUCGUCGUCCGUCACACCAGAGUGACACCAUAGAUUCAGGAGAAUAUCAAGUAAUGGAGGCAUACACGUUGCAAGGUCUGAAUGGUGCAAUGUCUAAUAUAAACAUGGGUUAUUCAAGACCAAGCACUACAACCUCUUGCACAGUGAGUUCAUAUUCAAGGCCAGCAGCUGUUGAGGACAUUUUGUUUCAUGAUGAAAGAGCUCGUAGCUCAGAACACAGAAAACGUACUAGUUCCUCUUCAGCUAUGGAUGUCAAUAUGGAGUCACCAUCUAGGAAACGCGGAAAAUUUCUGUGAAAAUACGGAUGUACACAAAAAACCAAUAACUUUGGUCAAAUAUUUUAGUUUAUUACUUAGAGUGGCAAACAGUUAACAGUAGUUCAUACACAAUGCUGCAAAAUGUUGUUAUAGUGCCAUCUGUAUUGGAGUUUGUUUACUUUUGUCUAUUCAGGUUUAUUCAAAGAAAUUUAAAUAAUUUUCAGUUGUCUUUACUAAAGUUAAUUUAUUUUGGCAUAGUAAAAUUAGACAGUGUUUGGUGCAUCAUUAUAAGAUCUCUUUGGUCCUGUAAACGGGAGGUGAAAUGUACUUGAGAAGCUAAAUUCAGUUCACAAGCAGAGGGAAGUUUUGGCUCUUGUAGAAUUAUUACUUAAUUCAUCUGUUUGGUGUUACUGGCAGUCAGCAAGUCCCAAAAACUAUACAUUACAUCAUGAUUAAUCAUUCUUUUGGAUUCAAUUGGAUGUUUAGAACUAUGCUAACCAUUUUCUCUAGACAUGUAUAUUAACAAAUAAUGUGCUCAAUUUCCUGCAUUACUAAGAAAUCCAUAAAUGCUGUCUUCAAGGCUUUGAUGAAACUACUGUCAAUAUCACCAAACAAAUAUUCUAAAGUAAGGUAGACAAUUCUAAUAGAUAUAGGUAGAUGUAAAUAUAAUGCUGCAUUUAUAUGAAACUUAAAUUAUACAUCCGUACUUUACAUUUUCUUUCAAUAUGUAGUAGCAAAUAUUUCCAAAAUACUUAUAGAAGUCGCACACGUACCAUACUGUCCUCCUUUUAAUGAUAAAUGUUAUAAAAGGGUGUUUGCCUAUUUAUGCAAUCUUGUGUAAUUCACAAAGUUGGACAAUUUUAAACUCUGUGGCAUUGAGUGACAUUAACUUUCUAAAGCUAUUGUUGGUUAUCAAACUGUUUGUGAUUGAACACUAAAGGAAUACACUAUUGUUGUAGGUUUAUCUCCUGUAUACACUUUUCUUAUCCAGUUGAUUAAAAUGUACAUAAGUAUGCAUGCCAAAUACCACUAGAAAAAGCAACUAAUUGCAAUCUCUUCAUGAACUGUCAAAGUCUGCUGAAUAUAAAGCAGUUUCAACAAUUUAUUCCAUUUUAUACAUCCAAGUUGUAUAUCAUGCAUUUUUGCUAUUGUUUCAUUUAUUAACAAACAAGAUAAACUUGGCGAUUAACCGUUUUCCUGUAAUUUGGUUAGCUAAAUCACAAUUCUUUUUAGCUGUGUUGGAAGAAUGGCUUUUUAGUAUCAAAACACAACUGAGACUAAGUCUAGAUCUUGAUGAAAUCUGUUACAAUUAUAAUUAACAAGAAUUUAUUUUCAAGCUUUUAUUUAAUUGACAAUGUAUAUUAAUCUCCAAAUAAUUAUUAGAUCUUUACUUUUGGGAACUAGAGUUAUGACCUCCAUUGUACAUCUAAAACAAAUAAUUGGACAUGAUCCCUUGAUAAUUCUAUAUCUAAGAUUACAUAUACUAAACACAGAAAGUACAUUUACAGUGUAUAUAUCAAUCACAUCAUUAGAGGUAUUCACUAUAGAUAUUUUAACUCAUAAAUCCAUCAUUAUAGGAAUUGUUUUAAGAUUUUAUUUUGCUAAUUUGUAUUUUACAGUUUUAAAAAUUCACUUUUCUUUAUUUUCCUUGGGAACUUGGAUAGCGCGUCUUUUGUAUUUAAGUUUAGCUCCAACCUUCUUUGAGAACUGUUGUUUGCACUUAUAUAUGAACAUAAUCAUCAGAAUGAAUGGCAGUGUUGUGUGUUUCAUGAAUGUUAUAAACACAAGCUUUGGUAUGCAAUUAGAAAUUUUAAACUAUACACAUAUUGGAUUUUGUACAAUAAUUUAGCAGUUUUCAUUUGAAAGUUUUCUAUUGAUAUAUAAAUACUCAUUUGAUGAUAACAGGCUGCAUUCUUUUUACCACUUCCACAAGCCUAAGUUUAACAGUAAAUUAUUACUUCCUGAUGGUAGUUUGGGGAGGGGGGAGAAAAUUCAAUUAAAAUAAAAAUAUUAUUGUAAAUAUGAAGGAAUAAAUGUAUGUGCACCUCCAUAUGUCCGGUAAUGGUGAAAUUGAUAGUGAUUGUGUUUUUAAAAAAUCUGAUAUAUCCUCACUGUAUUGUUCACUGGAUGAGUGGUUGAUACAAAUGUUUCAUUAAAUAAUUGUACUUGUCAUUAAGUAAAAAGACAUGCAGCCCAAAAAAAAUAUUCGUAAUGGGAUGCUUUUAUGCCAGAUAAGAAUUUGUUAAAUUCUUUUUUUGAUUUUUGGCAAUGUCUGAGCAAAAUGUUCAGAACUAGGCCCUGUGAUAGGACUGGCAACAUUUGAAAUAAAGAUUAAUCUUUUUCACUUAUA